AUGGCUUCAGUAAAAUCUCAAAUCAUUGAUUUAUUAGAAAGGAAACUUCUUUCCAUUCAUGCAUCAUCACCUAGUGAUAUGUAUGCUACAUAUGGACAAAAUGUAUUACUGGAACAAAUUCAAGAACGCAUACAACUCAACGAAUCGAUUGCCUUUCUUCUACCUGGAUUUCCAUUCAAAUCUCCUAAUCCAAAUAAGGUAUCUGGAAGAUUACCUGAUGGGGGUGACGUAUAUGCACUUGAAUAUCUUAACGAGUUUUGCCGAGAGGUCAGUUUUAUCUAUGAACACGGUUGUGAACUGCUAAUAUGGUCGGAUGGUCGAGUGUUCAAUGAUCUUAUUGGUGUUUCGAACGAAGAUUUGAUUACAUACGAAAAUCUUAUCAAGCAGUAUUCAGCAACAAUGACUCAUUUUAAAUGGGAUAACAUGGAUGCUCAUAUUGAAAGUCGAAAUGGUGAUGAUCUUGUCAAACAAUACGGAACAAGUUCAUUCAAUUUCGAGCAAUGGCUAAAAAUGUCACCGAACAAUCAAAAAGAGUUUAUUCACCUUAGAAGCUUCUUAGAAAAUGACCUGGGGCAAACAAGUUUGCGAAAAACUCUUUCACGGAAAAAAUUCAAACAGGCGAUGUCUUGGACAGCCGAACAAAUGAUUACCCGAAAUAAUGCACUGACAAACCUUUUGAAACAACACUAUCCAAAUCAUAUUCGUCUAUCUAUUCACCAACAUUCAAAUAAUGGAGAAAAAUUUACCAUUCAAUUUUUUGCGAAUCAUUCAAUCAAAUCAGAUACUUUUAGCCUUCGCACACCAUGGCACAAUGUUCUUGUAAUCAGCACAGAUGGCGCUCGGAAUCUGCUACCGCUUUUCAAAGUAAAGUUGCAAAGUGAGCAUGUUCCAUUGAUGUACAAAAAUCAAAUUUGGUGUUACGUUCAACUACCUCAAACAUCACUCGUUGAAUCAGUACCUAUGUUGAAAUUGUCCUUACUUGGUGACUCAACUCGUUUUGGCAUAGCGAUCGAUCUCGAUAAACAAAUUGAAGUAUUUCAAUUAGAUGUCACAUGGAUGAAGAUGUUACUAAAUACAUUUGGUGUUGUUGUUAUUCGACGAUGUAAAACAUCCCUUGAUAAGGAGAGCUACUCUCGCUUUUGCGAACAAUAUGGCCCACCCGUCGUUUGGAACUUUGGUUCAUUGCUUGUUUUAAAGCCUGUACUCACCCCUGAAAGCGGCCAUCAAUCUCGAGAGUCAAUGCCAUUACAUUUCGAUUUAUGCUAUCCGCCAGAAUAUUUACUCAAAACAGGUUUAUACGAAGAUUAUGUACCACAAUAUUUUAUGUUAUAUUGUGUCAAAGCUCCAGUCGAAAACGGUGGAGGUAAAACAAAUUUCGUUAAUGGACGCCUUCUACUAGAAUCAAUGGAUGAAAAAGAAAUACAACACUGGAAAACGACAAAUAUUUCCAGUUCAACACCAAAAUCGUACUUUGGUGGAAAAUCAUUUACAUAUCCUAUUGUAAUGUCGCAUCCAAGAACAAAUGAAAAUAUUUUGAGAUAUCUGGAAACAUCAACUACUACUUAUCAGCCAGUUGAAAAUAUACAUUCAAUCAAUGGUGAUUCGAAAGCUAUGGAAUCCUUCGAUGAAUUCAACAAGGAAAUGAAAGAAAAAAUGCGCGACCCGAAAUGGUAUUUGGAACAUACAUGGGCUGAUGAUGAUUUAGUUUUGAUUGAAAAUCAUCUCUUAUUACAUGGUCGAACGGCUAUCAGCGAAGAAACGGACCGUGAACUGUGGAGAAUACAAGUUUAUUAA
Molecule: messenger RNA, 1794 nt
Organism: Adineta ricciae
Lineage: Eukaryota; Metazoa; Rotifera; Eurotatoria; Adinetida; Adinetidae
Source: the annotation of a GenBank genome assembly